GUGUGGCAUGACUGGUAUAGUACGCGUGUUCUCACAUGACUAACAGGGUCCUCACGUGAGAAGAAUUUCGCACCUCAGUACACAACUGCGCUGAAAUUACCACAAUCCAAGGGCAACCGUCCAUGGAAAAAGCCACCAAGAUGAAGAAAAAGGUUUUAUUGAUGGGUAAAAGUGGCUCGGGGAAGACAAGUAUGAGGUCGAUAAUAUUUGCAAACUACAUAGCCAGGGAUACACGAAGGCUAGGAGCAACAAUUGAUGUCGAACACUCGCAUGUACGGUUUCUCGGCAAUCUGGUGUUGAAUCUUUGGGAUUGUGGAGGACAAGAAGCAUUCAUGGAGAACUACUUUGCAAGUCAAAGAGAUAAUAUAUUCCGAAGUGUAGAGGUGUUGAUCUACGUGUUUGAUGUAGAGAGUCGAGAGCUGGAAAAAGACAUGCAUUAUUAUCAGUCCUGUCUAGAGGCCAUACUGCAGAACUCCCCAGAUGCUAAGAUAUUCUGCUUAAUUCACAAGAUGGAUCUGGUACAAGAAGACCAGAGAGACAUGAUUUUUAAUGAAAGGGAAGAUGACUUACGUCGCCUUUCCAAGCCAUUGGAGUGCACAUGUUUCCGUACCUCCAUCUGGGAUGAGACCCUUUAUAAAGCCUGGUCAUCCAUUGUUUACCAACUUAUCCCUAACGUGACUCAACUUGAGCACAAUCUGGAGAGCUUUGCCUCAACAAUUGAUGCAGAUGAGGUUCUUUUGUUUGAAAGGGCAACAUUUUUGGUUAUUUCUUACUGCCAAAGAAAAUCUCAUCGAGAUGUCCACAGAUUUGAGAAGAUCAGUAAUAUCAUAAAACAGUUUAAGUUAAGCUGCAGUAAACUGCAUGCUCACUUCCAAAGUAUGGAAGUGAAGAAUUCUGGCUUUGCAGCAUAUAUUGAUGUAUUUACCCCAAACACAUAUGUGAUGGUUAUCAUGUCAGAUACAACAAUACCAUCAGCUGCCACACAGAUUAACAUUCGAAAUGCAAGAAAACACUUUGAGAAACUAGAGAAGGUUCCAUCGGAGGGAUCACAUUCAUUAAGAGGAAGAUAGUGGAUAGUAAAUUAAGAUACUGUAGUAUUCCUAUAAUACAAAAUGCCCUCCAUUCUAUUUGAUGGGUUAUACAGUUAUUGUGAAACCUUGAUAUGCUAGACAUACAAUACUGGAAUAAAUCACUAUAUCUUGA
Molecule: messenger RNA, 1203 nt
Organism: Nematostella vectensis (starlet sea anemone)
Lineage: Eukaryota; Metazoa; Cnidaria; Anthozoa; Actiniaria; Edwardsiidae
Product: ras-related GTP-binding protein A
Exons: 8
Coding region: 123-1070 (315 amino acids)
Biological process (GO): positive regulation of TOR signaling; regulation of autophagy; cellular response to starvation
Cellular component (GO): lysosome; Gtr1-Gtr2 GTPase complex; nucleus
Molecular function (GO): GTPase activity; GTP binding
Source: RefSeq, a predicted model, not a curated record